AUGACAGAGCUGGCGUUGGAGACUGUGCGCCAGGAAUUGCAGAACCAGCAUGAGAUCCUCCUUGUGCGGCUUGAGGAGUUCAUAAAGAAACUCGAGGGUCGACUGCAACAGCCCUUUCCGCAUACUGUGAUCGUGAAUGAAAAUGAACACGGCAACAAUGGCAGCCUGUGGGAUGACCCAGACGAUGAGACGAUCUUCCCGCAGUCGCUAAAUAUCGGCAGCAAGAGCCUCAUUGCCGAGGAUGUGGACCGUUCGACCGGUUUAGACAGCUACACGCUGGCCAAGCAGCAAGGUAGCCGGAUCGACACACUUUUCAAGAGCAAAACUGAGGAGGCGAGCCUGAAAGUGCCCAGCUCGUCUACAGCUGCAACUAUCUGUCCCACUUUGCAGAGAUGGUGCGCACGUAUAGUGGGCUCCCUCUUCUGUGAGCUAUUCUUCGCUUGUGCGAUCCUGACCAACUCUAUAUAUUUGGGCGUUCAGCUGGAAGUUACCGCAUCUCAGGGACAGGAUGCAGUUCACAAUGAGGUUGCCUUCACAGUUCUCAACAUGUUUUAUGCGGUGAUCUUUUUGUUGGAGGUUGGCUUGAGGCUAACGGCAUUUGGACCUAGAGCAUAUUUCUUUGCCAGCAGUUGGGCAUGGAACUGGCUAGAUGUUUUUGUGGUGACUUCCACAUGGGUGGAGCUGUUGGUCGGUUUGAUGGAGGUGGAAGGUUCAGAGGGCCUUUCCAACAGCAACCUUCGACUCUUGAGGCUGGUGAAAGUGAGCCGCCUGGCACGUGUAAUGCGCAUGCUUCGAGUGGUUCAAUACGUCAAGCCGUUGAGGACGCUGAUGCACUGCCUCGUGGACACCACCAAGUCCUUUAUUUGGUCAUUCCUCCUGCUGUUUUUGAUGAUGUAUGUCUUUGGUCUUCUCUUUACGGAUGCUGUUUUGGAUUAUAUGUUUGACCAGACGAAAAAUGCCGCCCCGGAUCAAGCUCCGGACCAUGUUCAGCUAGCAAAGUUUUUCGGCUCUGUGGCGAAUUCCAUCCAGACGCUGUUUCGCUCAGUGUCAAAUGGGCUUGACUGGAGUGACGCUGCGGAGGAGCUGGCCCCUGUGGGCAUGAUAUGGGUGUGGAUCUUCAAUUUCUAUAUCUGCAUCAUUACGCUGGUGCUUGUCAACGUGCUAACUGGUGUAUUUUGCAACUCUGCAAUCAAAGCUGCUGAGCGCGAUCACGAGAUGGUCAUUCAGGCUCUUCAACAGAACAAGAAGGAUUUCAAGACAUUGGUCAAGAACCUUUUCUGGAGGAUUGAUGAUGCGCACAACGGCUUAAUUACGAUUUCCGAGUUCGAGAAGCACUUUGAUGAUGAUGCGGUCAGGGCGUUCUUCGAAUCGCUGGAAAUGAACGCGUCUGAUGCGUGGACCUUGUUUGCGAGCUUGGAUGCAGAUGGUGAUGGGGCCAUAAGCUUGGAAGAAUUUGUGGACCGGUGUGUGCAGCUGCAUGGUCCGGCCAGGGCAGUGGACCUUUACGCGCUUAAGCAAGGCCAAGUUAAACUUCGGAACGAGAUACAGAAGAUUUUCGAUCUCCAGAAAUCGAUGCACGGAGCCAAACAAGCACAGGCUUCAACAACUUUGCGGAACCGUGCGGCAGCUGCAGACUUCAUGGCGAAGGCAUACUCGCUCAAGUCGGAAGAAAGUGAUCCGCAUAUGCUAUGCGCGAUCCUUGGUAUGGAGAAGUGCGUACAGGUGCCGCAGUCCACAGGCUGGCAUGUCUCACAAGUCCUGACCUGGACAAUGCCUGGCGCAGAAAGGUCAGGUCGCGUGCCCCAGUUCAGCCAGCCGUUAGCAGCUGCAGCCGAGUCAGUCAAACUGGUAUUGUCACUGGCGCGGUCAAGGACAGGAGUCAAGAACCAGUCAGCCAUGUCUUGCAAAUACCGGCGACGCAGCAAUAUCGAAUUCGGAUGGGUGCUUGCACAUGCCCGCAACACAGCCACAGGUAAGGCGGAAGCAACAGAAUGCUUUGGCCGCGCUACGCGCCUUCGAGGUCGCGACCUCGGUUCACACUUCAGGAAUUUGACAGGCUCGGCCGAGAACGAGAUGCGAUGCUGGCGAAGUAUCGGCAAAAGUACGGAGACUGAGGUCAUUCGAAAAGUUUCACCCUGCAUUGCCAGCCGAGGUAGUGCAUGCCACGCGAUGUUUGCAGUGGGAGCUGAGACUGCUUUGCUUUUGUUAUCAGCAGGCAGAAUGGCCAUCGAUGACUUUGUUCACAGCGCAAGGACCGUGGAAGCCGUGGGCAGACCAGAUGAAGGCUGGUGGAACGGUAGUGCCAGAUUCAUGAUAAGGUUUGCGGAGCGACUUCAGGACAGCUUCAGGUGUGACGCUUUGGAGCGUGGCAGCACAGUUUGGCCUGUGUACAGUGGUGCCGUUGGUGCGAGCACCUGGUGCCCUUUCCGCCAAAGAUUCGUGGUGGCCGUUCAUCUUGGUAUCCAGCAUGGUUAUUCCACGCACUCCGUGGAAUUUACCAUGAAGAUCGUGGCCAAAGCGAGCAAACUGAUGCCUACCAUGCUUAUCUCGGGCCUACUGGGCAACUCCAGCCACUUCCAGGCCUUGGACUAUGUUGCAGCUUUGCUGCUGUGCGCAGGCACAGCGCUUUUCUCCUACGGUGGUGGUCAUGCUCUGAAUGCGAGCUCCUGGCAGCAGGUGGUUGGCAUGCUGGCCCUGGCGUUAUCCUGCCUUUUCGAUGGUUUGGUUCCAAACCUGCAGCAAAAGAUUUUGCGCACCGGAACAAAGCCUGCAGAGCUGAUGGCGCGAACCAAUGCCAUCGGCUCACUGACAGGAAUUGCUGGCAUCAUUCUGAGUGGCGAUGCGAUGUCAGUGGUUGAGUACGCAGGUCAGCAUCCUCAGCUGCUGUGGCUGAUCCCGGCCAUCGGACUGUCCCUGGCAGGCAGUGUGUUCUGCUACACGGACUUGGUGGCCUGUGCUGGCUCCGUGCCGGCCGUGGCUGUGGCAACUACUCGGAAGAGUGCCUCGCUGCUGCUUUCGUAUGUGUUGUUUCCAGGAAAGCCGUUCGGAGCCUGGCGCGGACUUGGACUGCUCGUCCUGGCAUUGGGCCUGCUGCUGGCGGAGCGUCGUGCGGCAUCACGCGGUCCUGCUCGAGGCGUCGGACUUGUGCAGACUGAAUCCGGCUCCUACGCUAAAUUGAAGCUGCUCAAGCAGACUGCAGAGCAACGGUAUUCCACCAUCCUGAGUGGGUGA
Messenger RNA from Symbiodinium natans, 3231 nucleotides. The record is from the annotation of a GenBank genome assembly. NCBI's taxonomy places the organism in Eukaryota, Dinophyceae, Suessiales, Symbiodiniaceae.